Molecule: messenger RNA, 3845 nt
Organism: Triplophysa rosa
Lineage: Eukaryota; Metazoa; Chordata; Actinopteri; Cypriniformes; Nemacheilidae
Gene: tsc22d2
Product: TSC22 domain family 2
Exons: 3
Coding region: 553-2430 (625 amino acids)
Biological process (GO): regulation of transcription by RNA polymerase II
Source: RefSeq, a predicted model, not a curated record
GUAGCCAUCUUGUGUACGGCAAAGGAAGAGCCGCCGUUAGCUUGAGAUUUCUACAAACAGCAAAGACCAACAAACAGUCAGUAUACCACGAACAGACCGUCUUAAAGUGUGAAACAGCUAGCGAACAUGUAUUUUUAUGUCUCAAGAUGUCUCUCCGGCGCGUUUUAAGGAGGAUUUGUGUUUUUGAAGACAAGGGAGUGUUUAAAACUGAAGGCACCUCCUAAGACUCGAGUGACUGGAGUUUCAUUCGCGACAGCGGCCUGAGGGAAACUCUCACACCGGGACAUGGCCUUAGUUUAGGCCACGGAAAUUAAGGAUACGGCAUCGGAGAGGUUAAACACAGCUGAAGAAAAGCUGUCGUCGUGUUUUAAAGGACUAAAAUGCAGCCAUGAGGACGCGCGCGCACUGACAGCUCUGAGGGAGUCUGAAGUUAGCGCGACUCUAACGGAAUAUUUUAUGAUAUAUUUUCAUAUAACUUCUGUUAGUGCACUUGAAGCUUGACGCUUCCACCUAAUCCGUUAAAGUCGGAGUUACACACUCAAAGCGGCCACAAUGUCAAAAAUGCUGUCGAAAAAGAAGAGCUGUUUUCAGAUCACGAGCGUAACGCAGGCGCAGGUGGCGGCCAACAGCAUCACCGACGACACCGAGAGCUUGGACGACCCGGAGUCCAGAACCGAAGACAUGUCCUCCUCGGAGAUAUAUGACAUAUCUAAAAGCGGAGAUUUUGAGGCGGAAACAUACGAGCCGCUACAUAACGACUCGGAAACAUCUGGCGCGAGUGUUUCGCUCGUGCAAGACGGUCUCGCAGCAUCUGGUUCUUGUAACACAGGUGCUAUUCAUAUGAACCCUAAUGUUCGUGGGGCUCUAGGGCAGAUGAGCCCUGCUGCUGGGUCUUCCCAGCACUCACCUUCAGUUAUGGCUAGUGUUGCACCAUGCUGCAUGGCACAGGCAUCUACAUCAGUUAGCAGUUCUGCUACAGUUAGUAGUUGCAGUUCUCGUUUCAGGGUCAUCAAACUAGACCAUAGUACAGGGGAGCCCUUUAAAAGAGGUAGAUGGACUUGCAGUGAGUUUUACGAAAAAGAAACGGAUGUUUCUUCAUCCAGUCGGACUGUGGAUAAUGUUAAACAUGCUGGCACUUUGGACCACAAUGCGGACAAGGAUGGACAUGGAAAUGCGGGGGGUUUGGUGGCUUCACCAGUUGUGCUUUCAGUACCUGCAGCAGAACCUCAUACUGACAGCGGUUAUGCAUCUAAUCCUUCUAUAGAGCUUCAACAUCAAAGUUAUGGCAUUUCGCAGCAGGGAUUAGGCCUCGCAACCCAUAGUUUUUUUCCGGUGGGGACCGGUAGUGCGCAUAUUCAUCAUGUCAAAUCUCCCAGCAUGCCUUCUACAACUCAACCACAGCCGAUAUACCAAGGUAAACGGGCACAAAAUCCCAGUAACAUCCUUGCAUCAAAUCAGCCAGACUUCAGAUCCCAGCAUCCCUUAGAUGGCUCCUCAUUGACCUCCCCGCCGCUCGGGGUACCAUUGAAUCCGUGCCCCUCACCUGUCAUGACACCUGCAGUGGGAGGCUCUCAUAUACUGGGAUUAGUUUCUCAGUCUGUGGACGCGAAGGGGCACGGCAGAGGUCCAGAGCACAUUCAGGGGCUUCUACAACAGCCAGGCAUUGGCGCGGCUCUAGGGACUGUGUCAGUCCCAUCUGGCGUUCCACAGGCAUCAGUGCCACUCGUUCAGUCAGUGGUGGCUGUGUCUGCCAUCCCCCAUACUGUUGUCCCUGGUGUACAAAAUGUGCCUGUUGUUAUGUCCAGUGCCUCUAAUACCGCUCACAGCAUGCCAAACCAGACUCCGGGCCCGGCUGCACAGCCCCAACAGAACCAGCUUCAGGGAAUCCCCAGCGGUUUAGUGGUGGGACUGGGCACCCCGUUCGGCUUUAGCCAGAUUCCCACCGGCAUCACUCCGGCUGAAGAUAACCAGAGGAAGUCUGAAGCGCUACCUCAGAGCUCUUUCAUCAUAGGAAAAGAUGCCACAAAGACCCUGAAUGCCCAUGGCUUGCAGCUUUCCACACCUGCUGUCAACAGUCUGUUCGGAAUAUCUAUUCCCAUAGAUGGGGAUGAAGACAGUGCCUCUGGCGCCAGUGUUGUUGCCAUUGAUAACAAGAUAGAGCAAGCUAUGGAUCUCGUGAAAAGCCAUUUAAUGUACGCUGUGCGCGAGGAGGUGGAGGUCUUGAAGGAACAGAUCAAGGAGCUGUAUGAAAGGAACUCUGUUCUGGAAAGAGAAAAUGCAGUAUUAAAAUCUCUGGCUAACUCUGAACAGUUGACUCCAUUCAACAACCCCGGAAGCACUUCUCCCCAACAGACAGCAGUGAACGCCAUCUUACAGGAGGGAAGCAAACUCGUGGCCUUGCCCCCACAACCCAACGUAUCCACAGUGUGAAAAACUCAUCACCAUAGACUUGUAUAAAGAAAUGCACAAACAUUUUGCAAUCAGCAAAAGAGAUUUUGGUUUUGGUCUUGUUUGCCAUGUCGUGGAGAGCCAUGCUUCGAUUUCACAUGCUGCGAUUUUACAUGCUGCGAUUUUACAUGCUGCUUGGCUUUCCCAGUAUUAGACAAUCAUUUUGGGAAAAGCUCGCGUUUGGCUUGAAGAGGGUUGCGGCAGGUUGUCCCGGGCACGGGCUGAUGGGAGGUAUGAGAGAACGGGAAAGGGAAGUUGAGAUAGCCAUUUAGCAGGAGGCCUCCAGUGUGCGUCUAUUCCUAGACUUUGCGGUUGAAGACAAACACUGAUGUUGUAACUAGCACGGAAAGGAUGGGAGUUUUGCCAGAGCUAACGUUCUACAGCAUGUUUUUUUAGUUUUACAGUUUGCAUAUAUUUAUUAGAGGGCUGCUAUUUUCAUAAUGUAAAUGAAAAAUAUGUAACAGAGGUCUAUUAUAUAAAGAAACUUUCCAUUGGUUUGGAAAUUGUAAAAUAGAUGUUAAAGCAUCGACAACUUUGUUUGGCAAUAAUAAUCCCAUGGCACAGUUCCAUCUGGAAAGGCUGAAUAAUCUUUGCUAUCGUUGAUAUACAGUCCUGUAUAGUUGGAUGGAUUGGGGUUGAAUGUAUAUGUGUAUAGAUUGUAAAGUAUUAUAACCAGUUGUACAGGUGAGCACCAGUUAUCAAGUAUUUCUCUAAUUUUAAGUAUACCGUACUUCCCCAACAUUCUUCACUUAUAAUUUUAUCUGAAAUACCAUUUUAAAAAACCUGGGAUGGGGAAAAAGCUGUGAAUUUGUUCAUACAAACGUAUUUGUAACCAAAGAAGAAAAACUGUAGAUUUGUUUUGUAAUGCACACUUUCUGACUUUUGUUUGUCUUUACUUUGCCAUGUCAAGAAAUCUUUUGUUUGCUGGUUGGCAUGUUCUGCAUGAUCUUUCAGACUGUUUUCUUACCUCAUUUUUUUUUUAUUCAACAUAACUUAAAGUCUGUGAACCAUAUUUGAGUAUGGACGGUGAAGGGUAAUUUCUGGCCCCGGUAAUGCAACCCUGAUAAUGGGAAAAAACGAGCCAUCUUGUUUAAUUGCGUUGUGUUGACAUACAUCAAAUGUUUAUUAAAUUGCAGAAAAUGUACAAAAUACAGUAUUUCCAGGAGUAGUUUACACUGAUUGUUAAACUUACACAUAAAAGGUAAAAUUGUCAUCCCAAACAAUCAGUAGAAAUCAAUUUGUGAAAGUUUGCAGUUCACAGAAAUAGUCAUUAUUUUGGUAUAGGGCAUGUCCUUUGUUUUUAAUGUCUUUUGUGCCUCUUGUAUGAUGCGCUUUACAGCAGUCUGGUUUAUUUUUGCCCGUCAGAGCCAAACAUAAAUUGUACAUCAGCCGGCGAA